UUGCAACCUCCACAUCUCGAUAACUUUUCCCCAUGAAUAUUUCUCUGACAAAAUGCCAGUUACCUUCGGCUCUGUCGGCGACAUAAUCGCCGUAUGUCUCCUCGUCAAAGACCUCAUCUCCGCACUCGAAAAGUCCCAAGGCUCUAAGGCCGAAUACCAAGGCCUCGUGCAAGAGUUAUCAAUUCUCGAGAGAUGCUUUUUAGAAGUGGAGUCAUUCACGCGACGCCAAUCGAACAAUGCGACGCUAGAGCUCCAGGCGCUGUGCGAGACGACGAAGAUAGCACUCGAAAGGUGUAGAGAGAUAGUGAACGAGUUUCGAGGGCAUCUUCAGAAGUACGAACGAGGGUUCUCUGGUCAGGGAACCGGGUCGGGGAAGCUGGAGUCGAUGAAAGCGACGUGUAAAGACACGGUGCUCAAGAUGCGAUGGCGUAUCAACGAGGGCGACGUCGUUGAGAGAUUUCGGGCAGAGGUUGUGGCAAUGAGUUCCAGUUUGCAGAUCCUCCUAACCAGCGCGAGCGUCAAACUAUUGGAUGUUAAAGAGCGGAAUGUCAAGGAGCAUAUAACCGAUACCAUGCGGGCGCAUGACGCCAAACAGGACACCACUCUCCUCGCCAUCGACCAAAAAGUCUCUCAGAACAACCGAAUUGUCCAACAAAAUCUUUCCAUGACUAGCAGCAUUGCACAAGCCCUUAGAUUAAGUUGGCUCCGCCACCUUCCAGCUGAACUAAAAACUCUCAUGAGCCGCAUCGUCACGAUGCAUAUGGAAACAUACCAAGCAAUCCUCAGAAUCCAUUCUUUGCUUCUGUCGGGUGCUCCGGAAAAAUCACUCAUCGAAGAACCCUUCAUUCUGGAAGAUGCAAUUGGCCGCGUAGCGCCGGUGCAUCUGCAAUUCAUCACCUCUUGGGACGCAUUCGAAGCUGUGCUCGAGUCAAGGUUCAAGAAUAUGCCGGGUUCCAACAAGGUAUGCAGCAAACUGUAUCAGUUACAAGAAGCUGGCACUGGCCGGGAGAUUGAUAAGAGGCGUCCCUGGCAGCGAGCAUUCCGACCGGGUCAGAGAGUGAAUAUGAGCUUACUCUUUGAAAGCGCGCUUAAUGAACAAGAUUGGAUGAGUACUUGCCCUGGAUGUCGUGCAACUUCUGCCAAUGCCCUCGAUGCAGAGGUUCAUUGCAACAGUUGCGGCAUGUGGUUCCGGCGCAUCGCUGAGCUGGAAUGUGGCCACCGAGGAGGAGUCCAAGGUUCCUCACCAGGGAAAGGAACUGCCAACCCGAAGAUCGGCACGAAGCGACCAUUGGAGCCAACGAGUGAAGAAGAUGAUAUCCGAAAUUUCAAACGCGUCAGGCUCCUGGACUGUAAAGUCGCCAUAUUGCGCAAGGCGCUGGCAACGGCAAACUUUGCCGUCGCCGAGGAUAGAAAAUCAAAUUUUCAUGGUGCUAUCGAAGCUUAUGGCGAGGUGUGCAACCUGCUGGGCAGCAUUCACCUCUCUGCAUCCGCAGGUGACAGCGGCGACCUACGUACCAUAGUAAACGGAUACUCCAAUCGUAUCAAGGAACUUAAGUCUCUUUAGCUACCCUGCUACAUCUGUAGAAGUCACGAGACUAGACCUCAAUAUGAAAAAAAAAAAAAGAAUUUAUAGACGCAGUAGCACUUGAACCAACGCCGUCUAAAUGGCAAAAAGGUCGAGCAACCGAAUCAAUGCAAUUCCUGCGCGACUCUGCCUUAUAAGCUACUAGACCUUUCUCGCUAUCCUGUACUCAGGG
Westerdykella ornata is the source of this 1757-nucleotide messenger RNA. RefSeq lists its product as uncharacterized. The record is from RefSeq and is a predicted model, not a curated record. NCBI's taxonomy places the organism in Eukaryota, Fungi, Ascomycota, Dothideomycetes, Pleosporales, Sporormiaceae. Bases 53 to 1564 code for a protein of 503 amino acids. The transcript is spliced from 3 exons.